AUGGAGGCGCCGCCCAAGCAGCUUGCCAGUGCACUCGAGGGCUUGAACCGAGCCAUCCGGCUGAUUGCAGAUGUCCGCUCUGGAGCGGAUGCGCUGCUCGAGGCAUUCGACAGUGCGGACAGCCUGCGGGUCCACGACCCGGAGCGAGCAAACCAGGCCAUCUCCUCGGCGGUGGAAGCCAAGGAGCUGGAGGCGGCGGGCGUGUUUGUGGGUGCCCAGCAGCGGUAUCAGGACAACCAGCCAUGGGGGCUCCAGGUGCCAGUGGUGUGCCCCGACGGAGCGCUGGUAGCCUACUCGUGGAAGCGCCAGAUUGCGGGCCAAGCUGCGGCAUCUGCAGUUGAUCGGACUAAGCUUGCCCUCAGAUCGUUUUGCGAGCAGAAGAAGCGCUUCCUUCCACACAUGGCAAAGGCGGCGGCCAAGGGUGACGAGGAGCCGCGCAACACACCAGCACACUCGCUGCCGGACGUGGUGAAGCGCUGCCUCCAGGAGGCCCCAGGGAUGUCCAUCACUCCGCACUCGCGCCUCUCCAAGUCACCCUCGUGUCAAGUCCACGAUGCUGCACUGCUCCAUGUCGCCAUCCCUGGUGUGCUCAGGGCAGUCAUCUCACUGCUCCCGGCUGGCUCUCCCAAUCCGGAUGCGAUUGCCAUCUACUCGCCCAACGAGUGCAGGAGUGCGCAACCAACGCAAUGCACCACUUUACGCGCGUUGCCAAUGCCUCGGCCACCCUCCUCCUCCUCCUGGCAGUGCCGUCGUUUGUUAGCGCCCGAUGGCGUCUCCAACGUGCCCUUGCCCCCAACACACCGGACGUAUGCGGAUGGCAACGAGCACGAAGCGUACCACCCCGGCUGCGUUGCUUUGUAA
This is a messenger RNA of Selaginella moellendorffii, 861 nucleotides long. Its product is annotated as mediator of RNA polymerase II transcription subunit 27-like. The coding region runs from base 1 to 861 and encodes 286 amino acids. Gene Ontology annotation, biological process: regulation of transcription by RNA polymerase II. The transcript is spliced from 4 exons. Gene Ontology annotation, cellular component: mediator complex. Lineage: Eukaryota; Viridiplantae; Streptophyta; Lycopodiopsida; Selaginellales; Selaginellaceae. Gene Ontology annotation, molecular function: transcription coactivator activity. The record is from RefSeq and is a predicted model, not a curated record.